Heteronotia binoei (common prickly gecko) is the source of this 975-nucleotide messenger RNA. RefSeq names its product ras-related protein Rab-42-like. The transcript has 2 exons. The record is from RefSeq and is a predicted model, not a curated record. NCBI's taxonomy places the organism in Eukaryota, Metazoa, Chordata, Lepidosauria, Squamata, Gekkonidae. Bases 1 to 660 code for a protein of 219 amino acids. Gene Ontology annotation, cellular component: Golgi membrane. Gene Ontology annotation, molecular function: GTP binding; GTPase activity.
AUGGCUCCAGCAUGCAACCUGAACGGUAACUGGCACUACCAAUUCCGCGUCAUUCUGUUGGGCGAUUCCACCGUGGGCAAAACCUCUCUGUUGAGGAGGUACACCGAGAGGUACUUCUUACCGGAUCCAUGCCCCACUGUGGGUGUGGAGUUCUACAGCAAGAUCAUGGAGCUGCCACCCGGCAUCAAGGUGAAGCUACAGCUUUGGGACACGGCUGGUCAAGAAAGGUUCAGAUCCAUUACCAGGUCUUUCUAUCGGAAUGCGGUGGGAGUUUUCUUGGUCUUUGAUAUGACCAAUCGGAGAUCUUUUGAGAACAUCUUUGAGUGGCACAAUGAAGUAACUACCGCCCAGACAAUGGAGAAAGUAAUUUUCCUCCUAAUUGGACACAAAAGUGACCGUCAGUCAGAGUACAGAGUCUCCAUUGAGGAAGCUGAGGGGAUGGCCACUUGUCUGGGAACCCGGUUCAUCGGAACGUCAGCAAAGGACAACAUGAACGUGGAUUUGGCUUUCGAUACCAUGACCAAUGCCAUUUAUGAGGCUCUGAGAAAAAAAGAAAUUGAUCUGCAGGAAGGAUGGGACGGCAUCAAGGUCAUUCAUAAAAAGUCAAUCAGCAGCAGCCAAAUGAGGAGGAAGAAGCCAGAAGAGAAAUGUCAGUGUUAAGAAGGGAAAGGACUGGGAUGUGAUUGAAAGAAACAUUCAUUUUGAAGUUUAGUCACAUCGGCGUUUUUCUACAUCCUACUUCCUGUCAGGCCUUGGCAAAUUUUCUGUGGCUCUAGGAGCAAGUCCAAAAAUUUAGGAGCCAGACUUUUUUUCAGCUUUCAGGAUUUUGGAUUUUAACGACCAUUUUCUAAUAACUGUUACCACAAAACUUGAUCCUAAACUCUUCACAGUUUCUCAUAAUUCUUUUUUUUUUUAAUAAUGGUGGCACAGUGAUAUAAAUAAAUAAAUACAGGGUAACCAUAUUUGUCACUGCAA